AAGAUUGCAGUAGCGGUGUACGAAUUGGUAGAAGAUAAUUUACGGCAUUUUCGUACUCCCUGUUUUGAUAGGUGAUCCCCGGAGCGUGGGAAGCUUCUGGCAGAAGAAAUUGUCCACAGCAGCAUUGUGCGCUUGUACGUGCGUGUAUGUGUUUGUACGAGUGAGUGUGUGCGUUUGUGUCUGACGCGUGUGUCAUUUUUCGGCCCUUGUGCGUGAAAAGCAACGGCGAAGAGCAGAGUAGUGUGUAAGCGCAGUGCAACUUGCUUUAUUGCUGGUGGCACAGAAAGAAAAAAAAAAACAGCCAACGAAGUGAUUUUUGGUCUGCAGAUUACGAAAGAAACGAUAGUAAUAGGAACAAGUACGCCCUGGUCGGCUGUUGGCGUUUGGAACGCGAAACACAUAGCGCCAGAGAACGGUGACGUCAGGAAGGAUCUAAAAAGGAUAACGUGCAGUGAAGAACAUGGCUGGCCAAACGAUCAAUGACAGGUUGCUGGCUGCACGGCACAGCCUUGCUGGACAAGGGCUUGCUAAAUCCGUGUGCAAGGCUACGACGGAAGAGAUGAUUGGCCCGAAGAAAAAACAUCUUGAUUAUUUGGUACAUUGUACCAACGAACCGAAUGUAUCAAUUCCCCAUUUGGCCACCCUCCUGAUUGAGCGAUCGCAGAAUGCUAAUUGGGUGGUCGUAUACAAAGCGUUGAUCACAACCCAUCACAUGUUGGCCUAUGGCAACGAGCGAUUUAUCCAGUAUUUGGCGUCCAGCAAUUCGUCCUUCCAACUGAACAAUUUUCUCGACAAGGGUGGAGUGCAAGGCGCUGUCGGUGCUCGUAUGGGUUAUGACAUGUCUCCGUUUAUACGGCGCUACGCUAAAUAUCUCAACGAGAAGGCACUGUCGUACCGUACAGUGGCCUUUGAUUUUUGCAAAAUGAAACGUGGAAAGGAAGAAGGAUCCUUGCGCGUGAUGCACGCCGAUAAACUUCUAAAAACGUUGCCGAUUCUGCAGGCUCAAUUAGAUUCGUUGCUGGAGUUCGAUUGCACUGCGAACGAUCUCACAAAUGGAGUUAUCAACAUGUGCUUCAUGUUAUUAUUCCGUGAUUUGAUUCGGCUGUUCGCUUGCUACAACGAUGGAAUCAUUAAUCUGCUGGAAAAGUAUUUCGACAUGAACAAGAAACAAUGUCGUGAUGCAUUGGAUUUGUACAAAAAGUUUCUUACCCGUAUGGAUCGUGUUGGAGAAUUUCUCAAGGUUGCAGAGAACGUUGGUAUUGAUAAGGGCGACUUACCAGAUCUUACCAAAGCGCCAAGUUCUCUGUUAGAUGCGCUUGAGCAGCAUUUACUGGCCCUAGAGGGUAAGAAGGGAUCAGCUGCAAACACGCCCACACAAACGGCAAGUAAUCAAAAGAAUGUAAAAAGUGGCGUUAAUGCUCUUACAUCGACCAGUUCAUCGUUUGGGAUUGUGGCGGAAUCAAGCAAGUUCGACAGCCCCACAAAUGGUAUGAUCGAUGAAAGCUUGAAAGCUCAAGUGUUGGCAGAAGAAGAGGCUGCGAUGAAUCAGUACAAGUCGAAAGUAUCAUCCCCCACCUCGGCCACGGCUAUCACAAACCCGUUCCUGUCGUCUCCAACCACUAGUCAAAACAACAUCGUCGAUCUUUUUGAGGCUCCAAAAGCUGUGCAGGACCAGCAAGCGUCCGCCGCGUCGUCCAAGGCGUCGGAUGAUCUGCUACAGUUGGGAAAUCCAUUUGCAGAUGUUUUCGCUACGCCAGCACCGGUUGCUAGUACGGUUCCAGUAGGAAGCACUAAUGCGUUUGCAGCUCCUAAUACAUGGAUGGGAAAUGGAGGGUUCAAUGGUAGUAUGGCAGCUGCAGCGGUCCCUGGAAUGGCUGGGCAAGCUGUUCAGAGUGGUGACACAUUUGUUUCCGAUAACAACUUUACUUCCGUGUUUGGUGGUAUGGAACAAAACGGAUCCAGCGCACCUCCGGCCGCUGCCACACAACCAGGCAAAGUAUUGACAGGCGAUUUGGAUAGUUCAUUGGCAUCUUUAGCCGAAAGUCUCACCAUCAACAAGUCCAGCUGUGGGAAAAACAUUCAAUGGAGCUCUCCGAAGACAUCAGCUAAAACUGGAUCAGCUGGAUGGUCACCGCAACCCCAACCAGCUACUAAUCAAACAGGCUACAAACCAAUGGCACAAGGUAUGGCUGUAUUUCCAGUUCCUAGCACAAUACAUCCAAGCACACACACUCCCCUUCCUGUAGUGCCAGGAUAUUACAUUCAGCAAGGAAUGACCCAGAUCAGGCCAAUGAUGGGCGCUACCAUGUCCGGAACAACACCCGCUAUGGCCCCUGGAAUGAUCCCUACCGGCAUGGCCCCUCAGCAACCGGUGCUUACUAGUCAACAGCCGAUGCACAUGCAACCGGCAAUGAUGCAACAACCAGCGUCUUCAAACGCGGGUGCCGCAGGCAAUAUCCAGCUGGAUCCAUUCGGAGCACUCUAAGCAAUGAA
Messenger RNA from Anopheles maculipalpis, 2493 nucleotides. RefSeq names its product phosphatidylinositol-binding clathrin assembly protein LAP (gene lap). NCBI's taxonomy places the organism in Eukaryota, Metazoa, Arthropoda, Insecta, Diptera, Culicidae. The transcript has 14 exons. Gene Ontology annotation, cellular component: synaptic vesicle; clathrin-coated pit; clathrin-coated vesicle. Gene Ontology annotation, molecular function: clathrin heavy chain binding; phosphatidylinositol-4,5-bisphosphate binding; SNARE binding. Gene Ontology annotation, biological process: synaptic vesicle budding from presynaptic endocytic zone membrane; clathrin-dependent endocytosis; clathrin coat assembly. The record is from RefSeq and is a predicted model, not a curated record. Bases 461 to 2485 code for a protein of 674 amino acids.